AUGGGACGAAAGAAACGUGUUAUUACUUUGAGGAAGUCAUUAUUAGUCCACACUAAAUGUAUUGCUUUGGAAAAGAUCAACCGUAAAUUCAUUGAUACCUCAUCUAAAUUUGGUUAUGGUAGAUUCCAGAUAGCUACCGAUAAAGCUGCAUUCAUCUAUCCACUUAAAAAAGAUAGAGUUAAGGAAGAAGAGAAGGCUGCUGCUCUUGCUGCAACUGUAUCUAGUUAA
This is a messenger RNA of Diabrotica balteata, 228 nucleotides long. The record is from the annotation of a GenBank genome assembly. NCBI's taxonomy places the organism in Eukaryota, Metazoa, Arthropoda, Insecta, Coleoptera, Chrysomelidae.